CUGAAGGUUGAACAUGGCAUUGAUCAUGUAAUUACGUAUUCAAAAAUAGAAGUAAUCGACCUUAGCGAGUUCUCCUUGACCAUUCUUUCGUGCAUUGAGACUACGAUUUGGCGGCCAAAAAGUGUCCCCAUAAAGCGCGCGGUCAAAACGAUCAUGUGUUACAUAGCGGUGACGUAGAAAACAGUGAUGAAGACACGUCGGUAACUAUGGUGGAGAAAGGAGAAAUCUAGAAGAAAAGACAAGGGUAUUACGUGGCCGGAGCGCCAAAUGAUGUUAGCUACAAGAAUAAUACACAUAUAACGGAUAUUCCUAUACACUACUUUCCAAAGGAUGUAGCUGUAUGGCCAAAAUGGACGCGUCUCGAUCGUCGACAUCGAGGAGAUUUUACUCUUCAAUGUCGUCGGUCUCAUGCUCUGUACCGGCUUCGAAGACGCCUGCUACGAACACAUGCCACUAGUCAAUUCAGGGGAAGAUAA
This is a messenger RNA of Pocillopora meandrina, 476 nucleotides long. Lineage: Eukaryota; Metazoa; Cnidaria; Anthozoa; Scleractinia; Pocilloporidae. The record is from the annotation of a GenBank genome assembly.